AUGGCAAGGAAGGCUGAAAAUGACAAACAUAAGGCCAAAAAGGGUGAAGAAGCACCAGAGCGGAGCAAACACCAGGACCGGGCUCCCUUCAGAGGGUUGCCCCCGAGGGUGCCCCCUCCCCAAGCAGAGGCACCACCUCGCCAGCAGCGCACUGUAAAUGAAGUAACUCGUUUCGAUGAGUACACCCCAUUGAACAAACCACAAGAGGAGAUCUUACAUUUGAUCAAAAAUCAGCCAUUCUUUAGGGCACCCGGGAGUUACAGAGACGGACAGCCGCAGCAAGGGCCUAAUAACAAGCUGUGUGAAUACCAUAAUUCUUAUGGGCAUUAUACCAAGCAUUGCGGCCAUCUCGAGCAUCAGUUGGAGUUGCUAGUACGACAAGGUAAUCUGGACCAGUUCAUAGCCAGAGUGAAUGAAGGCCAAGCACAGAGACCAGAACAGAGAAACGAGCCCCAACAAGAUCAGGGGAAAAACCGGGAUCGCAGACCAGAGGACAAUCGCGACAACCGAAGAGGAGAGGUGCAGGGACGAGAACCUCCCUUUCCAUACCGAAGGGAGGUGCACAUGAUUUUCAGAGAAAACGGGACACCAACCUCCAAUCGAGCCAAGAAGCAGGUGGUACGCGCAGUAAAAAUAGGGUACUACCCCAAGCUAGUUAUGGAGAUUACAAGCGCGGCAGAGGAGCCGGUUAUCAGUUUUGGGUCAGAGGACCUGAGAACACUUGUGUAUCCUCACGACGAUGCAUUGGUCUUUACAGCGGACAUAGCAUCCUGUGUGAUACACCGCGUGUUCGUGGAUUCAGGGAGUGCAGUAAACAUUCUGUACUUGGAAUGUCUUCGAAAGAUGGGAAUCGAGGCCAACGUUGAGCCUACAAAUUCACCCUUAUUCGGGUUCGGAGGAGAGAUUGUCAUGCCAAUAGGGUUUGUGGAGCUGCCAGUUACGCUGGGAAGAAGAGACGUUUAUAAGAACAGGAUGAUCAGAUUCCUGGUAGUGGACAUGCCCAGCCCUUUGUAUAACGUGAUACUCGGCCGUCAUGUGCUGACAGCCUUCAGAGCAGUCAUUUCCAUGUUCCACUGGAAGAUGAAAUUCCCCAUCGGAGGGGGCAGAGUGGGGGAGGUAUGGGGUGAUUAG
Salvia miltiorrhiza (redroot sage) is the source of this 1131-nucleotide messenger RNA. RefSeq lists its product as uncharacterized. Lineage: Eukaryota; Viridiplantae; Streptophyta; Magnoliopsida; Lamiales; Lamiaceae. Bases 1 to 1131 code for a protein of 376 amino acids. The transcript has a single exon. The record is from RefSeq and is a predicted model, not a curated record.